AUGCCUAUACAACUCCUUGCCAGCAGGAGCGCCGAGAUAAACCACAUACUGAACUGCGAAAACAUGUUUGGAAUCGUCGCGUAUAUCGUGCGUGGCGUUCUAUUUGGUUCAGAGGAUCACAGGUUGCUAACACCACAUGCUAUGUAUAGUCCCCCCCCCGAGCCCACUCGUGGCCAGAUCGAUCUGAACUGGAACGCCACCAACUCGAGCUACUACAUCUCGCUCAGCCUAGCUCCUGGCCCGAACAUCUAUUCCAGCACCUCCGGCAGCGCCCUCAUCGGCGGGGUCGAAUCGUACACGUCCAUGAGCAUGUUCUUCAACUAUACCGGCGCGAGCACCGGUUGGACGCUUUGGGCGGUCCUGACGUCUUAUGGGGGGCAUGUCAUUACCCAUCCCUUGACGGCAGUUUGGGAGUUCGGGGAUAUCCCUGUGCCUGAGGCUUGUGGGUACUCGCCCGUUACUCAGGUCGACAACUUGACAUACCCGGGAGGCUUCGAGUGGUGGGGUGAUUGCGGGAUGGGAGGUUUCCCUGUUUUCCAUAGCAUGGCGUACGAUUUCAAGGUGUCUCUCAACAAGGUAGUGACGGUCGAAGGUUUGUGA
This is a messenger RNA of Dacryopinax primogenitus, 600 nucleotides long. RefSeq lists its product as uncharacterized. The transcript has a single exon. The record is from RefSeq and is a predicted model, not a curated record. Lineage: Eukaryota; Fungi; Basidiomycota; Dacrymycetes; Dacrymycetales; Dacrymycetaceae. The coding region runs from base 1 to 600 and encodes 199 amino acids.